Molecule: messenger RNA, 1755 nt
Organism: Fulvia fulva
Lineage: Eukaryota; Fungi; Ascomycota; Dothideomycetes; Mycosphaerellales; Mycosphaerellaceae
Product: Mitochondrial distribution and morphology protein 34
Exons: 1
Coding region: 1-1755 (584 amino acids)
Biological process (GO): phospholipid transport; mitochondrion organization
Cellular component (GO): ERMES complex
Molecular function (GO): lipid binding
Source: RefSeq, a predicted model, not a curated record
AUGGCGUUCAACUUCAACUGGUCGCCGCUCAUAGCGGACACCGACCGAGUGCGCGACAUGCUCACCAACGCCUUGAACAAAUCGCCAAAGCCGCCCAUCAUCGUCGACGACAUCGUGGUCAACGAGCUGAAUCUGGGCUCGACACCGCCGGAACUCGAGAUCUUGGAGAUUGGGGACUUGGCCGACGACAGGUUCCGUGGCAUAUUCAAGAUGAGCUACGCGGGCGAUGCAUACCUGACGCUAAAGACGAGGGUGCAAGCGAAUCCGCUCAAUACCUAUCUCUCAACCAAGCCGAGCUUCGCAAGUCCUCAGCCACUUGCGGCGAAUAGCAGCCUCACGAUACCCAUCCAGAUCACGUUGUCAGACAUCCGACUGUCGGGAUUUGUCAUUCUGGUCUUCUCCAAGCAGAAAGGCGUGACAAUAGUGUUCAGAAACGACCCGCUGGAGAAGCUCAAGGUCUCGUCGACAUUCGACUCGAUACCCUUUGUGCGCGACUACCUUCAGAAGACCAUCGAGAAUCAGCUGCGAAUACUGUUUAUGGAAGAUCUGCCGGCCAUCAUACACAGAUUAUCCCUGCGUGUCUUUGAUCCACAGUAUCAGACUGCCGAGAAUCAGGAGCCUAAGAAGCCCGAGGACGACAGCCUAAAACCGAUCGAUCCGUUCGCCAGCCCAGCGCAACAAGGCAUCGAUGGCGAGGACGAUCUCGGCGCACCCUUUUCACUCGAUCCUCCUGCCGAAAUGUAUGCAUCUUUCUCGCAGAAGAACAUGAUCCGGCUUGCGACACUCACCGAAAGCCAGCGGACGCUUAGUUUAUUUACGCCCAGCAUCAGAGACACAGUAUACCGGGCAUGGGCGAGCGCGGCGCAACGGGAAGAGAGUAGCAACGGUACUAACACACCAUCCCGGCCGGUCACCCUGUCGCGCCUUCAGUCUUCCAUCAUGUCCCACGGCACACAAUCAUGCGCGACCUCACAAGUAUCUGGGGCCGGUUCCGAGGCGACUAGGCCUAGUUUUGCGAGCAUGCACACGGGAUCGGUGUAUAGCUUGGGCAGCAGCGCCUCGAGGACGCGGCCAAAGAAGAGGAAGAACAGAGUGGUCAAUCUGCGAAAGAACAAAGCGGAUAACGACACCAGCGAGGUUGCCAGUACCUCCAGUGGCUACGACGAUAGCGCGAGUCGGACACAUAGCGACGCGCGGUCAAGCGUUCUGCGAAAGAGCACAGAAGAGUCAACAGCGCCUAGUAGUGCACCGCGCGAGGGCGAGAUCACAACACCACCGCGAAGCCCACAAAAGAAGAGAGUCGGCUUCAACAACCAGGAUACAAACGAGAUCAACGUGCAACGAUCGCGUCCGCGCACACCAGCGAAGCCAUUGGAGACUGCAGUCGACACGGACCCCACGCCGCGACAAUCGAUGUACCUUCCCGAGAAACCUGCCAAGCCUGUUCGCCCAUCGAUGAAUCAGCUCCCUCGAAUGCAGUCAUUUCCAUCUCGAUCCCCAUCGCCUGAGCUUCGGCGGAGCUCGGCAGCUGACAUUCGGAGGUCCUCUUCGGAGCUGAAACUACAGCACUUGAUGGGUGCGUUCAACGAGGGCAGCAGUGGUGGCAUCUUGGAGCAAGCCUGGAUGCAAAAGAUGGCCACGGAGAUUGCAAGGAAAGUCGAGAUGGAGAGAGCGAAGCAGAGAGCGUGGCCUUCGACCACCAGUGAAGAUGACUUGGCGGAGAGAAGUGAGGCGCCGCCUGCUUAUGUCUCGUGA